Phymastichus coffea is the source of this 1318-nucleotide messenger RNA. It is a transcript of the gene Efr, whose product is annotated as UDP-xylose and UDP-N-acetylglucosamine transporter-like. Gene Ontology annotation, biological process: transmembrane transport. The transcript has 5 exons. Lineage: Eukaryota; Metazoa; Arthropoda; Insecta; Hymenoptera; Eulophidae. Gene Ontology annotation, cellular component: endoplasmic reticulum membrane; Golgi membrane. The record is from RefSeq and is a predicted model, not a curated record. Gene Ontology annotation, molecular function: UDP-xylose transmembrane transporter activity; UDP-N-acetylglucosamine transmembrane transporter activity. The coding region runs from base 194 to 1198 and encodes 334 amino acids.
GUGUAUUCUACAUUGGGAUCGAUGUGUGAUAAUCACAACGAUGUGAUGGAUUAAAACACUGGAGCCUUUCAAUUUACUAGUCAUUAGUGUGAAAUAGGUUGCGGAAAGAAGAUUGUGCUUUGGCCGCGUUAGCUUCUCUCAAGAUCGCAGUGUCUUUCAUUUUCGUUUGAUUUUUACUUAUUAUUACACAAACAUGGGACCUACGCUCGCAAUAUUCUUUGUUUUUCUUGGUUGUUGCUCAAAUUUGUUCUUCUUGGAGGCGCUGAUGAAAGAGGACCCAGGUUGUGGCAACUUGUUGACCUUCUGUCAGUUUACAUUUAUUGCCAUUGAUGGCUUUCUAUUUACCUCAAAAUGUGGGACUGUACAAUUAAAGAUUGGCAUCAAAGAUUACAUGGUGUUAGUAGUUUUGUAUUUUUUCUCAAGUGUGCUGAAUAACUAUGCUUUCAAUUUCAAUAUACCCAUGCCUCUGCAUAUCAUUAUCAAAUCAGGCUCUCUGAUAGCUAAUAUGAUUAUGGGUAUGGUCAUAUUGAAAAAAAGAUAUACGAUAGGGAAGUAUUUGUCUGUGUUGAUGAUAACAGUAGGUAUAAUAAUUUGUACAAUAAUGAGUGGCAAAGAAGUUAAGUCUACCGCACCAGGUGCUGCUGAUACUCCACCAAGUUAUGAUGAUUUUUUCUGGUGGACAGUGGGCGUAAUAAUAAUGACAGUGGCCUUAUUUAUAUCAGCUAGAAUGGGUAUUUAUCAAGAAUACCUCUUUGGUAAAUAUGGAAAACAAGCUAGAGAAGCUUUGUAUUUUACACAUUUACUACCUUUGCCGUUAUUUGUAACUUUAACAAAAGAUUUGUAUACACAUACUGUGAUAGCUUGGAAUUCACCUCAACUGAUCAUUCCUAUCAUUGGGAUUGCAAUACCUAGAAUGGUAGCUUGGAUCAUUGGUAAUGUUCUUACGCAAUAUAUGUGUAGUAGUGCAGUAUUUGUCCUGACUACAGAGUGUGCUUCCUUGACAGUCACAUUAAUUUUGACUCUGAGGAAGUUUUCAUCUCUUGUUUUCUCAAUAAUUUACUUCAAUAAUGCAUUCACGAUUUAUCAUUGGAUAGGAACGUUUUUAGUUUUUAUAGGUACAUUUAUCUUUACAGAAACUGUGCUAAAAAUACGAAAUGCUAUGCAAUCUCAAUUCACUGGCAAAAAGAAAGAAAGUUAAAUAAACAUUUUAGUAUUUGUUUUUAAACACUUUGUUAUCCAUUUUAAGUUACUCGUUAAUGAGUAAGUUUGUAAAUAAAAAACUGCUAGAUCAGCAAAUAAAAGUCAGAAUUUUUAAACU